Mus caroli (Ryukyu mouse) is the source of this 2008-nucleotide messenger RNA. It is a transcript of the gene Fank1, whose product is annotated as fibronectin type III and ankyrin repeat domains 1. Gene Ontology annotation, molecular function: protein binding. The record is from RefSeq and is a predicted model, not a curated record. Lineage: Eukaryota; Metazoa; Chordata; Mammalia; Rodentia; Muridae. Gene Ontology annotation, cellular component: nucleus. Gene Ontology annotation, biological process: regulation of apoptotic process.
CAGGGCAACCCGAGCGACGCCAGACGAAGACAGGCGUUAGGAGGGCGGCGCCGCCAGGGCUGGGCCCGAGGGCCACGGGAGCAGCUGACCAUGGAGCCCCACAAAAUCGUGCCACUCUCAAAGCCGCAUCCUCCCGUUGUGGGCAAGGUGACUCAUCACAGCAUCGAAUUGUACUGGGAUCUGGAACAGAAAGAGAAACGGCAAGGACCACAGGAGCAGUGGCUUCGGUUCUCCAUUGAGGAGGAGGACCCCAAGAUGCACAGCUACGGUGUCAUUUACACGGGUUAUGCAACAAGGCAUGUGGUUGAAGGCCUAGAACCAAGGACACUAUACAAAUUUCGACUGAAAGUCACCAGCCCCUCUGGAGAAUAUGAGUACAGCCCAGUCGUCUCGGUGGCUACGACCCGGGAGCCCAUAAGUAGCGAACACUUUCAUCGUGCUGUCAGUGUGAACGAUGAAGAUCUCCUGCUUCGAAUUUUGGAAGGAGGCCAUGUCAUGAUUGACGUGCCCAACAAAUUUGGCUUUACUGCUCUCAUGGUUGCUGCUCAGAAAGGCUACACCAGGCUUGUGAAGAUCCUAGUCUCCAAUGGCACAGAUGUGAAUCUGAAGAACGGAAGUGGCAAGGACAGUCUCAUGCUUGCAUGCUACGCGGGGCACCUAGAUGUUGUCAAAUACCUCCGGAGACACGGAGCUUCUUGGGAGGCUCGAGACCUCGGAGGCUGCACAGCUCUGCACUGGGCUGCAGAUGGAGGCCAUUGCUCUGUGAUUGACUGGAUGAUAAAGGACGGUUGUGAGGUAGAUGUUGUAGACACUGGUUCAGGAUGGACGCCACUCAUGAGAGUCUCCGCUGUGACAGGAAGCCAGAAGGUGGCCUCACUCCUCAUCGAGGCUGGGGCUGACGUGAACAUCAAGGACAAAGAUGGAAAGACGCCUCUCAUGGUCGCUGUCUUAAAUAACCACGAACAGCUCGUUCAGCUACUUCUUGAUAAAGGGGCAGAUGCAACUGUGAAAAAUGAGUUUGGCAAAGGUGUCCUAGAAAUGGCCAGAGUUUUUGACAGACAGAAUGUACUUUCCUUACUGGAAGAAAAGAAAAAAAAGAUGCCAAGGAAGUCCUCUGUCCACUGAGCAGAGUGCUACUCAUCUGAGAGAACUCAUCUGAGAGACCGACCUGAGAGAACAGCAAACUGUGACCACCGGGCUGAACACGUGACGCGCAGCAUCUCUGAGGACGAGAUGUUUAUUUAUUUAGUUGAAGACUCACAGUAACUUUUAUGUAAUGGGCAUCUCUUCCCACAUUGAAAUACAUCUUUUUACUUAAGCAUGUUCAUAUGUGGUCUCAUCACUGGGCCUCCAUAGAACAGGAAUGUUUUCUUGCCCUGUGCCUUUUGCAGUUAGACACAAAACCAAAUACUUAUGCAUUGGUGUUACAUAAAUGAGAGCGCAUGGGUCCCCACCCCUGUCCCCCCUUCCCCUUAGCUGUCCUCGAGAUGCUCCAGGCCUCCUGGCACCUUCUACUCAUGUGUUUCUUAUUAUCUCUCCCACCCCACUGCAGGCCAGGCUGCUGUUGCCUCCUGCGGCGGGGGCUCCUCCUAAGCACCCAGGAGUUUCCUCUUAGGCUCUUGGCCUCACAUCAAAGCCUAGAAUACAUAUCUGUAGGCUGGCGCUGUUCUGUUUGCAGUGUUUAGUUGAAGGCCAGUGCUGGGAGGGCAGGUCCAUCGGUUCAUGUGUCUGCACAUGCUCACCUCUGUGGUGAGAGGACCCAGGCCCUGGACAGCCUCCCCAGUGAUUAGUGUGUUACAUUGAGAGCAGAUAUGAUUUUUGAGGCAAAUCGUAUAGGUUGUAGACAAAAAGGGGUUAAGACACCAAGACUGUCAGUUAAGAGCCCAAAGAUAGAAAUGUGGGAAGUUUUAGCUGGACCAAGCUUAAACAUUAGCAGAAACAUGUGCAUCUUGUGUCUCCAGGGACAAACUGGUUAAUUUAGCCUUCUAAUAAAGCAGCUAGAAAAACC